AUGCUCCGAUCAGCCUGUGUCGUACUGCUCGGUCUUGUUGCCGUCACCUCCGCCGGCGAAUACGCCGUCGGUGUCGAGGGUGUCUUGAUGUGCAACGGACAGCCCUACGGUGACGCGAAAGUGCGCAUCUACGAGGUGGACACGCUCCACGACGACAAGCUUGCCCAAACCUUCUCCAGCUCUGACGGCCAUUUCCGCCUUGGCGGCCACCAAUCCGAGCUCGGCGGUAUCACUGCCAAGCUGAACAUCUACCACAAGUGCGAGAUGCCGGCGUGGAAGCGCAUCCUCCCGAUCUGCUACUACAAAGCCACCUUCCCCAUCCCCAAGCGGUACAUCCAGUCUGGAAAUACCCCAAAUGAGUUCUACAACGUACAAACGAUCGAGCUCUCCAUGCACGCCAAGGGUUACGAUUGUAUCAACCUCAUUCGU
Molecule: messenger RNA, 429 nt
Organism: Mesorhabditis spiculigera
Lineage: Eukaryota; Metazoa; Nematoda; Chromadorea; Rhabditida; Rhabditidae
Source: the annotation of a GenBank genome assembly